Molecule: messenger RNA, 1157 nt
Organism: Fragaria vesca subsp. vesca
Lineage: Eukaryota; Viridiplantae; Streptophyta; Magnoliopsida; Rosales; Rosaceae
Product: ribosomal RNA small subunit methyltransferase NEP1-like
Exons: 7
Coding region: 188-994 (268 amino acids)
Biological process (GO): rRNA base methylation
Cellular component (GO): small-subunit processome; nucleolus
Molecular function (GO): rRNA binding; rRNA (pseudouridine) methyltransferase activity
Source: RefSeq, a predicted model, not a curated record
GAAGUCAAUGUGUCUUAAACCCUAAACCCUUGACCCCGAUAUUCUCUCUUAUCUCUUCAGCAUUUUGGGUUCCUCUGUAUUCCUCCUCCGCCGAACCACCGAGUUUCUCAACCUUGUGUGACAGGCUCGUCUCCUCGACUCCUCAACCUUGUUUUGAAGCCCAAUUGUUGGGUUUGUGUUCUUAAAAAUGGUGAGGCCGUACGCAGCGAAGGGAAAGAAGCGGAAGUCGAGGGAAGAGAAGUACGACAGAGAUGAAGAAGAAUUAGCAGAACAAGUAGAGGAACCCAGCAAAACAGCCAAGGUUGACGACCAAUUCGAACUUGAGGGCAUUCCUAUUGCGCCAACUGAGCCCAACCCCAAGAACGGACCUGGGGUCAUCUUCAUCCUCGAGAAAGCUUGUUUGGAAAUCGGCAAAGUUGGAAAGACUGAACAGCUCUUGAAUUCUGAUGAUCACGCAAAUUUCUUGAAGAAGAAAGGCAAAAACCCUGCUCAUUAUAGGCCUGAUAUCCUUCAUCAGGCUCUGCUUAUGGUUUUAGAUAGCCCAAUUAAUAAAGCCGGGAGGUUGAGAUGUGUGUAUGUGAAGACUGAGGAUGGUAAACUUAUUGAGAUUAAGCCAUUUGUUCGUAUCCCAAGGACAUUUAAGCGGUUCUCUGGUGUCAUGUUGCAGUUGCUACAGAAACUGAGUAUAUCUGCAGUCGGUAAGCGUGAGAAACUUAUGCGUAUGAUUAAGAACCCUGUGACACAGUAUUUACCUGUCAACUCCCGAAAAGUAGGACUCUCGUACAGUUCAGAGAAAUUAGUUAGCAUUCAAAAUUAUGUUGCUGCUGCUGAAAACAAUACGGACCUUGUUUUUGUGGUCGGUGCAAUGGCUCAUGGCAAAGUUGAGACGGACUAUACUGAGGAUUUUGUAUCGAUUUGUAGUUAUCCAUUGAGUGCUGCGUACUGUAUCACAAUGAUUUGCCAAGCAUUGGCGGGGAAGUGGAACAUUUUGUGAUCCUUUCCACUGGUUGUAGUCAAAUCCGUGAUAUUAAUGUCUCUGUAAUACUUCUGCUAAAAAAAAAUAAAAAAUUUAAAUGUACUCAGGGUACUAUAGGUUUUGUUUCAGAUUGAUGUAUGUGGGAUCUUAUCUAUUAUUUAUUGAAAUUUUGUUUAAGCUG